UUUUUUUUUCUUCCCUUUCCUUUCUUACUUUCCUUUUCAAACUUUUUUUUUUCACAUAUAUUCAACAUGUCAAUCGGUGUUCCCAUCAAACUUCUUCAUGAAGCACAAGGUCAUAUCAUUACUUUGGAAUUAAAAACUGGACAAUUGUACCGUGGCAAAUUAUUAGAAGCCGAAGACAAUAUGAAUAUUCAACUUAAGGAAAUCACAGUGACCGCUCGGGAUGGUCGUGUAUCACAACUGGAUCAAGUAUAUAUUCGUGGAUCAAGUGUACGGUUCUUCAUUGUACCAGACAUGCUCAAGAAUGCUCCCAUGUUCAAACGUGCAGCUCCUGGUGCUAUGAAAGGAAGAGGGCUUGGUUUAGGACGAGGCACUACUCCUAUCAGAGGUCGAGGUGGACGAGGUGGAUUCCGUGGUGGUAGAGGUCGUGCACCUGGUCGUGGUGGAUUUUAGUUUAGAAAUCUCAUAUAUAUAUACUUCCUUUUUUUUCCUUACUUCUUUUUUUUUUUUUGUUGAUGGGUAUGUGGGUUUAUUUUGAUUUGAAAUACACAUAUAUUUAUAUACUUUUUCGCGUUUAGUCAUCAUUCUUACAAUAAAAAAAAUAUAUUUUUACAUUUUAUUUUUCCUUAUAGAUUUUUUUUUUUUUUUUUUUUU
Molecule: messenger RNA, 651 nt
Organism: Halteromyces radiatus
Lineage: Eukaryota; Fungi; Mucoromycota; Mucoromycetes; Mucorales; Cunninghamellaceae
Product: Sm-like ribonucleoprotein
Exons: 3
Coding region: 67-450 (127 amino acids)
Biological process (GO): spliceosomal snRNP assembly; RNA processing
Cellular component (GO): catalytic step 2 spliceosome; commitment complex; SMN-Sm protein complex
Molecular function (GO): RNA binding
Source: RefSeq, a predicted model, not a curated record